AUGACUAUCAAAUCGAAAUCCCCGUCGAUCGGUUUAGACAACCGCAACGAGAGCGGGAUCAAUAACGGCAUCAAUAACGGUUCCAAUACCCCAAUCUCGGAAUCUAAUCAAAAGUCUAUCCUAGCAAAUUCAGGUAAACCACAAGAUCAAUCUCAUCUUCCGCUGGCUAGUGACCACGCUAGCACUUUUGAACCAAUCGAUGAAUGCCAAUACGCUAAUCGCUCUCUUGGUCGCUCACAUCAGCACGUUGAAGAGAGCUACUGUGAUUGCUAUCUCAGCAAUUCAGCGUGUGCCCACUCCAGUGACUGUAUAAACCGUCUUACCCAAGUCGAGUGUCUUCUCGACGACUGCAAGAGUGGUCCUCACUGCCGCAAUCAGCGUUUCCAACGACGUCAAUGGGCUGGUCUUGACGUUGUUGCGACUGAGAAGAAAGGCUAUGGAUUACGCGCUCAACACGACAUGGACAGAGAUACUUUCCUCAUUGAAUACAUAGGCGAAGUCGUAACUCAAACUCAAUUCCUACGUAGAAUGACCUCCUACGCCAAAGAAGGCAUAAAACACUUCUACUUCAUGAUGCUCCAGAAUGAGCAGUUUAUUGACGCCACACGUAAGGGAAACGUUGGUCGUUUCGUAAACCACUCCUGCGCACCUAACUGCUUUGUCAGCAAGUGGGUCGUCGGACGUUACGUCAAAAUGGGCAUCUUCACUAAACGUCGCAUACAUAAAGGUGAAGAACUCACUUUCAAUUACAACGUAGAUCGUUAUGGUCAUGAUGCACAGGUUUGUCAUUGCGGCGAACCUAACUGCGUUGGUUUCAUCGGUGGUAAAACCCAGACUGAUAUCGGGGGCAUGGACGACCAAAUCUUAGACGCGCUCGGUAUCACCCAAGAGGAAGUCAUGCGAUUAACACUCAAGGGUAGCCGGAAGAAGAAGAGUAAGACUUUAGAUGAGGAUUAUGAGUUGGAACUCAAACCGAUGGUGCUCGAAGAUGUACCCAAGGUUAUUACAGCUGUCAGACAGUCUUCAUCAAACAAAAAAAUACUUUUGAAAUUGUUGAAACGAAUGAGGAUGACGGAAAGUCAUGAUAUCCAGCGGCAACUGAUGCGUAUGCAUGGGUUCGCCAUCCAGGCUUCACUCCUCUCGGAAUACCCACAUGACGAGGAUUUGAGCAGACUCGUUAUCGAAAUUUUAGCUCAGUGGUCACAGCAUCUCAAAGCAAAGAACAAGAUAGAGACGUCGAAAAUAGAUGAACCUGUGCAAUUAAUUGAGAAGAGUAGUGAGAAUGACGAGAUAAAGACAGGUGCUCAUACGUUGCUUCAAUUAUGGGACACGCUCGAGUCAGCGUACAGGAUACCCAAGCGUGGAAUAAACCAGACGGAUGAUGAUAUAUUGCUGUCAGAGCACCAAAAUGAGCAAUUAUUUAGUCAAUUACCGGAAGCUAAACGGGUCAAACUUCAUGAGGAUUCACUGUUCAAGUCGCAAAAGGAAUUCGUCAAGCCUGAGGCAACACAGAGCGGCACUCCAUUUGAGGCGCCCACUUUACUCGAUUUGCAGAAAGAGAAAUGGAAGGAACUUCAGAAGCAGUCACCGCAAGAUAGUCAACGCGCUGAGCAGGAGAAUAUAAAAAAGGUUAUCGAGAAUGCCCGUCUAGUGGAGCAGUCGAAGCAAGAAGAGGCUGCUAAGCAGAAGGCAGAGGAAGAAGCAGAAAAACAGAGGAAGAAAGAGGAGAGUGAGAGCAGGAAAGCGGCCAAGAAGAAAGAAGACAAUCGGAAGCGCUCAAAAAGUAAAGAAAAGGAAAAGGAAAAAGACACACAACAGAAGACAGAAAAGGAUAAAAAUACACCAGAUCCUCAUAAAAAACUACAUAAGCAGAUAGGCGAAUUGGUCGUACAUGUCAUGUCCAAAUCCAAAGACAGCUUCAGUCACGAUAGCUUCAAGAAGCACGCCAAAGAACUCACCUCUACGUUGCUUGAAAAGGAGAAAAAGAAAGGCGGUGUGGAGAUGAGUGAGGAUAUGCGCAAUAAGAUGAAAAAGUUUAUCAAGGAGUAUGUGAGCAAAAUACUCGCGAGGAAGCAGAGCAAGGGGGGAGGUGAGAGAAAGAAUGAUGCAAACAAAGAAGAGAAGGGUGAAAAUGAUGAAAAUGAUGACAAGGAUGAAAACGAGAGAAGCGAUACCUCGCAACAAACAACUGCAAAACAUCCAACACCAACAUUCUCCGACCAGGUGCAGUGGUGA
This is a messenger RNA of Wallemia ichthyophaga EXF-994, 2235 nucleotides long. Its product is annotated as Histone-lysine N-methyltransferase, H3 lysine-36 specific. The record is from RefSeq and is a predicted model, not a curated record. Gene Ontology annotation, biological process: regulation of DNA-templated transcription. Gene Ontology annotation, molecular function: protein binding; histone H3K36 methyltransferase activity. Lineage: Eukaryota; Fungi; Basidiomycota; Wallemiomycetes; Wallemiales; Wallemiaceae. Gene Ontology annotation, cellular component: chromatin; chromosome; nucleus. The coding region runs from base 1 to 2235 and encodes 744 amino acids. The transcript has 2 exons.